GCUUCAAAUUCAACACUCAAUUAAUUCUGUUUGGCUCUCAUUUAAUUUUGCCCCGUUAAUAUGACAAGUGACUCAGAACCUGCUCUCCAAUUUGAACACAAAAGAAUUCAACAACUAGCGGCUUUCAUAUUUAUGAAGCAAAAGUUGACCUAAUAAAUUUUCCUCCAUGCCCUCUAAAUUGAAAUCUUGUACUUCUCCUGCACUUGCCGAUUGAGUUUCUCAGGAGGGUCUUCAGGUUUUGAUGAGCAUGGAUGUUGAUAGUGCUAACAAGAACAUAGUUGGAUGGGGCAGUGAAGGUGAGGUGAAAGUCUCAGAGCUUACGCUGAGACAUUUCAAUGACCACAGAGAUUCAACAGCUCUUCAUCUCUAUGGAAGGAGCACAAGGAAUUCAUCAUCAUCCUCUUCUUCAUCUGGGUCUGAAUCAAUAGAUUUUGAUCCUAGGGAACUGGGUCAAGAGCAGUGCUUUUCUUCAGCAAGGGAGAAAUCUCUAGAUUUGAAGAGUGGAGAAGUCUAUUACCCGAGUUCAGAAGAAGCAACUGAAACAAGCUCUGAGGUCUUUUCAAUUCAGGAGAGCUCAAAAUUCAGCUCCAUUGAAGAAGAAGAUGAAAAUGAAGGUAGGUUAGAUCUUGCGAUGAAUUUAUCCAUCUCAAAAACUUUUAAAUCUGGAAUCAAAAUGAAUGAUGAUAUUGCUACAGAAGAAGCUGAGUCUGCCGCCAUGAAGCUUAUUGGGUGCCUCACAUGUUUAAUGUAUUUCAUGGUGUCUGGUCAAGAUCUCAAGUGUCCAAAGUGCAAAGGUUCUGCACUGCUAGAUUUUCCUGAAUAAUUCAUCAGAGAGUAUUUCUUUUUUGUUUUUGCUUUUUCCAUAUUGGUUAUUUACUACCAGGGGGGAGGUGUUAGGCCGACAUGUCCAAACUUGCAAGCAUUUUAUCAUUUUAUCCGAUCCCUUUUCCUAUAUUCAGAUGAGUUUGAGCUUUGAAUUGAAUAAAAUGUGGGCUUGAUUUUUUGAUUUGGAUAAAUUCAAAAGGGACUCAUUAACAUAAUGGCAAUUGGUAGGUGGUGGAUUUGGAAGGUGGCCAUUUCUUUUCUUUUUCUGUUAUUAAAUUAUUCAGUACAGGGCAACAAAUCAUAAUGGUCAUCUGUCAAUUGUUUUCCUUGUCUCUGAGGACAAAAUACUAUUUAUUGCUAUGGAGAAAUUGCCUACCAUUACAGUUUUAAUGUGAUGUAUCUAUCUUUCACCCUGAUUGGAAUGGCUAGAGAGAAAUCUCAAAAGUUAGAAUAGCCAAUGCAUGCAUAUG
Messenger RNA from Cryptomeria japonica (Japanese cedar), 1295 nucleotides. Its product is annotated as protein CURLY FLAG LEAF 1. NCBI's taxonomy places the organism in Eukaryota, Viridiplantae, Streptophyta, Pinopsida, Cupressales, Cupressaceae. The coding region runs from base 242 to 823 and encodes 193 amino acids. The transcript has 2 exons. The record is from RefSeq and is a predicted model, not a curated record.